This is a messenger RNA of Hyla sarda, 2750 nucleotides long. It is a transcript of the gene TFB2M, whose product is annotated as transcription factor B2, mitochondrial. The coding region runs from base 548 to 1783 and encodes 411 amino acids. The record is from RefSeq and is a predicted model, not a curated record. The transcript has 10 exons. Gene Ontology annotation, molecular function: mitochondrial transcription factor activity; rRNA (adenine-N6,N6-)-dimethyltransferase activity. Gene Ontology annotation, biological process: transcription initiation at mitochondrial promoter; rRNA methylation. Gene Ontology annotation, cellular component: mitochondrial matrix. Lineage: Eukaryota; Metazoa; Chordata; Amphibia; Anura; Hylidae.
AAGAAAAGCGAUGGAGGCCGGAAGAAGCGGAUACAGCAUGAAACCGCCGCCAGUCACCUCUCUGCGCCCUGCAGGAAGUCUGGAACCGGGUCUCCAUGAGGAUGUUAAGUGGAGUCGUCUGGCCUAAGCCUUCUUUCCAUCCAUAGACAAAGGAUGUAAUGACACAGGCUGCAGCCAGCAGCUAUAACACUGCCGCCUGUCAUCUGCUGGACACCUCUGAUAUCUGUGUGAGGGAAAGAGCAAUCCAAGCAGUUCACACUGGACCGAUCACAUGACGUCUUUUACUCGCUGAUGGGAACUGUGCAGCAGAACUGGCAUGUUAGGAGUUACACAGCAGCACAGGAGCUCCGCCCCUCGGUGACACGCACACGCCCCGGAAGAGGGCGCUCCGGCCUGUCUCCUCUAUCACCACCAUGCUGCUGUCCGCGGCUCCCGGGACAAGGUCAUCCGCAUGUGAUCCCUGAGCCGCCUCCGGGCUCCCCGCUCCUCCAUGGGUAUUAGGCAGUGAACAUCAUUUUGCUUGUGAGACCACGUACAAGUGGAUACCAUGUCUUCUGUCUGGGCAGCUCGGACAGCCUUAUACAUUGUCCGCUGGGGGCCUCCAGCUGGGACAAGUGUGUUUUUAUGCUCAAGACAGGCUCACCAUGCAUCCGUGCCAAGUUGUAACAGCACUUCACACCAGUAUCCUUCCUCCAGGAGGUCAGCUGCCACUAAAGAAAACCAAAAACAUCAGCGGUCAAAGAGUGCGACUGAUCAGAGCAUAGAACUGAAGAUAGCAGAAUCCUGUAAAAACUUCAGGAGGUUCAUAACAGAUCCAGGGCUUAUAGACUCAGUCGUGAAAUGCCUUGCACCUUAUGGAUCCAGCAGGACGGCACCCAUCAUUAUGGACUGUAACCCAGGUCCUGGAAUUCUAACCCAGGCAUUGCUAGAUGCUGGCCAUAAGGUAUUUGCCUUGGAAAAUAACUCUGAUUUUCUGCCAUCUUUGGAGAGAAUACAGAAAAAUAGAAAUGGACAACUGAAAGUGGUUCACUGUGACUUCUUUAAGAUCGACCCCUGGUCUGAAGGACUUGUUCAGCCUCCUUCUAUGUAUUCCAGUACACUUAUGAAAACCUUGAACAUCAGUGAAGUUCCUUGGGCUGCAGAUGUCCCUCUAAAAGUUUUUCUGAUGCUUGGCCAUAAAAAAGAACGAAUUUUACUUUGGCGGCAAAUUUAUUCUCUCUAUCAACGACUUUCAGUUUACAGAUUUGGAAGAGUAGAAUUAAAUGUCUUUAUGACGGAAAAUCAGUACUUGAAACUGAUUUCUAGACCUGGAGACUUUAUGAAGUAUAAAGCACUGAGUGUCCUGUUUCAGGUUGCAUGUGAUAUUGAACUGUUACACAAGGAACCCACAUCCUCAUUUUUGACACCUGCAAAAUUUAGGAAUCCAUCAAUGACCAAAUCUGGGGGUUUUCCAGAUGAUGGUUUGUGUUUAGUACGAAUUACUCCAAGAAGAAACUUGUUUUCAGAGAAUUUUACAACUGCGGAUGGGAGUACAUUCAUUCAUAUGAUAAAGCAAUUACUGGCAACACGCAAGUCAAAGCUGAUAGACAAACUUGAUAACCUGGCUCCUGGUAAUGGGAAAGAUUUAUUAAAAAGUUUAGCUUUGCCAAUGAACAUUGUAACGGGCUGCAUCUACCCAGAAGAAUACAAGCUACUUUUUGAGAUCCUGUCACAUUCAGAAGAGUUCAAUCCAAGUUUUGUAUUAGAUGAAAUCUAUGAAGAUGUAGCAGUUCCAUGCUAUUGAACCAACUAGAUGCUCUGUUUAUAAUAUUGAGAUUGCACCUGCAUCGACUUUAUGUAUUCAGAUCCAUUGUGGUUUUAACAUACCAUAGCUGCAUUAAAUUCUCUGUUUAUUUGAGAAUAUAAAAUCCCUGUAAUUAAUUGUAUUGCUGAAAAUUGUCUAAUGGAAUAAUGGUUUACACAAUACAGAACUGCCAGAUACUCCUUAUAUACUUUCUACAUGUUGUGCAAUUCUGGGUUUAAGGAAAGGACAUUAUUUAUCUCAGGCUAAUAGAAUAAUAAAAAUGGAAAACUGAAUCAAAAUGGCAGCAUCUAAAUAUAUUCCCUCACACAAGCUUCUUCUUUCCACCUGAUAACCUGCUAGAAGGGUCACCCUAUUGGCUUAAAGGGGUUAUCCAGCAUAAGGUGAUUUUAGUACGUACCUGGCAGACAGUAAUGGACAUGCUUAGGAAGGAUCUGCACUUGUCUUGGGCUAAAUGGCUAUGUCACGCCCCCUCCCAUAGACUUGCAUUGAAGGGCGGAGCGUGAGGUCACACGGGGGCGGAGGUGUGACAUCACACGCCGCCGGCCCCAUGAUCGACCGUAAUCAGACCCGGAGCGAACACGCUCCGGGGACUGAUCACAAACGGGGUGCCGCGUGCAAGAUCACGGGGGUCCCCACCAGCGGGACUCCCGCGAUCAGGCAUUUUAUCCCCUAUCCUUUGGAUAGGGGAUAAGAUGUCUAAGCACCGGAGAACCCCUUUAAGUGACACUGAGGGAUCAAGGAGGGGGGAAUGAAGCGGCACAGCGGAGGAUCAAGGUGGAGGAAUGAAGUGGUAAAGGGGGUGAUCAAGAAGAGGAAUGAAAUGGUGCAGGGGUGAUUAAGGAGAAGGAUGAAGUGGCAAGGGGUGAUCAAGGAGGAGGAAUUAAGUGGCACAAGGUGAUUGAAGGGGAGGGAAUGAAGUUGCACAGGGGCUGAACAAGAGGUUGAG